AUGGAGAAUUAUGUGAUCCUUAAGGUCAUUAAAGUGGAGUAUCCAGUCGAUAGAAAAAAGAUUGUCCUCGACACCCUCUGCUUUUUGCGUUUAAUCGAGGUGACCAAACCACAGAAGCUGCUCGAGAGAUUUGUGGAAUGUAUGGCGAAGAUGCGAUGCCUCUUAGGAUGGCUCAAAUCGGCGGAUGCACGAAUUGUGGAGGAACCGUUGGCGAGUAACGAUUGCUCACCGCAAAUGAAUCUGCCAUUGAUGGAGGUUGCGGAGAAAAUAUGCGAACUUUGCCAUGAGUUCCACAAUCAUGAAGUGCCUAAUAUGCGAGCAGAAUGCAGAUCAGAGUGUUUCUCAACGGAUAAAUUCCGAACGUGUAUGCGAAUGUUCACGAACGCUCCGAAACGUCACAAUCGGCACAGUCGACGACAUCUGUUCGCAUUCUAA
This is a messenger RNA of Necator americanus (New World hookworm), 435 nucleotides long. RefSeq lists its product as uncharacterized. The record is from RefSeq and is a predicted model, not a curated record. Lineage: Eukaryota; Metazoa; Nematoda; Chromadorea; Rhabditida; Ancylostomatidae. Gene Ontology annotation, molecular function: neuropeptide hormone activity. Bases 1 to 435 code for a protein of 144 amino acids. The transcript has 4 exons. Gene Ontology annotation, cellular component: extracellular region. Gene Ontology annotation, biological process: circadian rhythm.